This is a messenger RNA of Diutina rugosa, 1149 nucleotides long. RefSeq lists its product as uncharacterized. The record is from RefSeq and is a predicted model, not a curated record. The transcript has a single exon. Bases 1 to 1149 code for a protein of 382 amino acids. NCBI's taxonomy places the organism in Eukaryota, Fungi, Ascomycota, Pichiomycetes, Serinales, Debaryomycetaceae.
AUGCGGUCGUCGUACGUUCUCAAGCGACAAAUGGAAGAGCAAGGAUUGAUUGAAGGUGAUGAGAACCUUCAGAAUCUACGAGGCGUGUUACUGACAACUCCAGUUCUCGAGGAGACAGACGAUGAACUGAAGGAAGCCUUGGACCCUGCCUAUCGUAUUGACACUACGUCGCUGGUGAGCUCGCACCAACUGUACCGCUCAGCCACCACCCUGUUUGAUUCUCUGGGCCCUGUACCAGUUCCCGAACCGACCUCAAGGUACGGGAGACGGAAUUUGAGAAAAAUUGAUGAAGAAAAGCGGAUGAGUGUGGCGUCUGCUCUGAGUUCAAACGCGACGCUCAAUCAAGCGCCGCUGCGUCUGUCAAACUCCACCCCCCUCAACGGUUCAACGCUGCUGCGUCGAUAUUCUGACCCUGUCCCUCGAAGACACUCUGUCAGUCCUCAGCCAUACAAUAAGAGUAUUCAACCACCACUGUCGGCGCGCUCAUCAAUUGCAAGCCUGGACAUUUUGAUUAGUGACAGCAACCGCGCUCAUUCUGCUCGCUCGCCUCCUUCCCAACCUACACAUCAAUCCCAAAGUGAGUCCCGCCGGGCGUCGCUUGGUGGGGUGCGCCGGCUCGGCCAACGCCUGCCUAUAAUGUCACCAAGCUCGCCUAACUCGGUUGCAUCUCCGGUUAACAACGACUUGGUGACGUCGUUGAAGAAAUAUGGCUCUCUGUCGUCUUUGAACCACCGGCAACCUGAAGACCGGUCUAACCGACGAUCAGUGGCGAGCAGACGCGUGCGUAAUUCUCAUCCAAGCGAGAUUGAUCUGAUUCAAGCUCGUAGCAUAGAGACUCUGCUGAUGAUGAAUACCUCCGCGGCUCUGUCUCAGGCCAUGCCUCAUCAUUACACUUCUUCAACCUUGCAAAACCCUUCAUUGUCUGCUGAUAUGCUGCUGGUCAAUCUGAAAGAUCUGCGGUUGCUGCAAUUUUUCAGUAAGAAGUUCCGCAGAUCACUGAUUGUGUCCAAAUUUCUGAACUCACUGGAGACUACUACAGCAACUAAUGGAUCUACCAAACGAAAGGGCAAUAAGUACAAGGUGAACCUGGUGCCAUAUAACAUCUUUGCUAGGGGUGUACCUAAAAACAAGUUAUGGUCGGGUUCUUAA